Sceloporus undulatus (fence lizard) is the source of this 1200-nucleotide messenger RNA. Its product is annotated as mitotic checkpoint serine/threonine-protein kinase BUB1-like. The record is from RefSeq and is a predicted model, not a curated record. Lineage: Eukaryota; Metazoa; Chordata; Lepidosauria; Squamata; Phrynosomatidae.
AUGGAGCCCUUGGCGGCACACUCGUGGCUGUUGCAGAGUUACUUGCCCCAGAACCAAAUUCCAAACCAAGUUGGUGUCCUGCAGCCGCUUAACCCUCAGCUGUCCAGUCAGAAGGCUUUUACAGCUGACCCAGCCUGUAUCUACCAAAAUCAGAAUCCAGCUAAUUCUGAACAGGCCACCACUUGCAGGGGAACGGAAAAAAUGGAUCAACCUAUAUAUAUAACCAUAAUUUCCAAAUCAGAGGUUGUACCAAUGCCAUUGUCCAAUUCCACGCUUGAACAGAAACCAAUGUACGCCAAGCACCUUUUGCAAUGUGAAGGCUCUGAGCAACUUGAAGAAUUGAGAGCCAAAGCAUAUUUAAAAAGGGCAGAACGUCUCAAAAGGCACAAGGAAUGGGAGGAUGAAGACAAAGAGUUCAUGAAAAAGAAAGAAAAUGAUCUCCUUGAACUGCCAAAGUUACAGCAGAAAUUGGAGCAGCUCUCCCAGACAUCAUCUUCAUCCCAGAAAACAAUGGCAUUGCCAUCUACUCACCAAUCUUUUCUAAGCACCACAGUGGCUUGUGAGAAGAGUAUGCAUAACCUUCACAUCCGCUGUGAGGAUUCUGUCCAGCCACCGCAGAAACGUUCUAUCAUCUCCCACCAUUUUCACCACAGUGAACAGCAUUUGAACAGUUCUCAUCAGAAAGUGCAGCACUCCAUGGAAAUGAUAUGCACUUCAGAUGCCAGAAACAAUUCUGGUUUCUUUGAGAAUCAUCAGCCAACUCCAAACGCAUCAAGCCUUAUACCAACAUCUUUGUGUGAAGUGGAGCCAUCUCAUACUAUUCACACAAAAGAGGCUCUGGGCUUCUUCAUGGAUGUGUUCCAAGCACCUUCCUUAAAAGACACCACUCUGCAUUCAGAAGAAGAUGAGGAAGGACCAUGUAAGACUUCCAGUUUUAAUAAACCUACUCUUUCAACUGUACCUGUUCCUGUACCUGCUUUAACAAUUUUCGAAGAUGAGAAUGCAGAGCCCCUACAAUCUCGCCCAAAGUCAACAGAAGUCAAAGUUUUGGGUGAAGGUCCCAUAACAGACUGUGCAGCCAAACCAGCAGAAGGAAGUCAGUCACCUGAGAGCCUGACAGGUGACUUCGCUGUGUGGGCUAAUCGCUGCAACAAAAGCUUGGCUCCAAGAGAUGGCUUAAAAGGAAAAAAAAGGGUUUGA